UAUAAGCACCUCUUCACCUUCUUUCUCUCCAUAAAAAAACACAUAGAGAUUCACAAUGUGCGACUCAGCUUUUCUUUCUAGCCGUUCCUCAUAUGAGGCAGACGUUGACUCAGACUCCGACAUCUUCACCAGCUCCAGCUCAUACUCCUCCUACAGUGAAUCCGACGAAGAGACAGACAAUGGCUUUGUUGGAGAGACGAUGAAAGAGACCAAGAAGUCAGAGAAGAAGAAGAGCAAUGUGUUGCUUGAAGGUUACGUUGUAGAUGACUUGAAGAGGACCAAGAGUUUAACGGACGAUGAUCUAGAGGAGCUAAAGGGUUGUGUAGACUUAGGCUUUGGUUUUAACUACGAGGAGAUUCCUGAGCUUUGUAACACUUUGCCUGCUCUAGAGCUUUGUUACUCUAUGAGUCACAAGUUCAUGGAUCAAGAUCAUCAUCAUCAUCACCAUACUUCUUCUUCUUCCCCUGAGAAGAUUGAAUCUCCCCUUAGUCAGAUAGCUAGCUGGAAGAUCUCUAGCCCUGGGGACAGUCCUGAUGAUGUCAAAGCAAGGUUGAAGUUCUGGGCACAAGCUGUGGCAUGCACCGUGAGAUUAUGCACUUGAGAAGAUGAAGAUGAAACAACAUGAUUGAUGCAGGAGUGAUAUCUCUCUAUAAGCUGUUCUGUUUCAGCUUUUUUGAGAUUGACCUGCUUGAAACACCCAUUGUUGUAUAAGCUAUGCUCAGGGAUGUAUAAAAAAAUGCUUAGUGGUCAAUGAAGAUUUUGCUAGGAAAUUUCUUGUAAUACAUUUCUAUAAGGGCAAAAUAAAUAAUAAAUAAUAAUUUCAUA
Molecule: messenger RNA, 825 nt
Organism: Brassica rapa (field mustard)
Lineage: Eukaryota; Viridiplantae; Streptophyta; Magnoliopsida; Brassicales; Brassicaceae
Source: RefSeq, a predicted model, not a curated record